AUUGUCAGAACAGGUAACAGGUUGUCGAAAACUUUGUCGAAGUUUAUAAAUCAGUUCGAGUUCUAAGAAAAGUAAUUGUUUAUGUUUAUGUCCAAUGUUGAGGCGAUAGCUUAAAUUAAUCAUCAUGAAAACUGACACAGAUGUUCUAUUUUCGAGGAAGCGUACCGGUCAAAUGGACCCAACAGUCAACAUUUCAAAGGCUGUUUUGAUAUGUAACAUGUUCCAUUUCUUUUUUGCUGCAAGCAAAGCUUGUCUGUUGCCUUUUUUGACCAUAUUUCUGCGUUUAUUGGGGAUGUCAGCCACAGAAACUGGAGUAGUGAUUGCUCUAAAGACAAUAACUGGGUUUUUUGGGGCACCAAUCUGGGCAAGAUGUGCUAUAUCGUAUAAUAAGAGGCGUUUUGUUUUGAUGUGUUCAGUAUUUAUGUUUGCAGCUUCUUACCUCUCAUUAACUGUUUUAUAUCAACAAACAACACACUAUAAAACCUGUAAUAAUACAGGAAAUGAAAAUAACAGGUUGAUCAUUCCAUCUUUUUUUGAACCCCUAUUUAAUAAUUCUCAUGAGUUAAAACCUCAAACAAAACCUACCAUAAUGCCUUCACCGAUUACCACUGUUACAGAACCUGUAUUAUCAUCUUCAACACAUAAACAACCAACUCUUCCAACCACAACUAAGGCAAAAGCUACAACUGUGCCAUCAACUACAACACCAUCAUCACAUGUAGAAACAUCUACGUCCCGUACCAGUACAAUCAACACAACUGAAAUCAACAAGUAUUCCACUAGUGAUCAGCUACAACUAAUUGUCAAAGAUUUAAUUUUAAGUAUGAACUUGACCACAGAAAAAUUGAAUAGUCUAGAUAUAACAGGACGUGAAUUAUACGAUAUGAUUCAUAAUGAAGAUCCAACGUUAGAUGUGAGUGUAGAUGAAAUCAGUGAAUUAUGGAACAUUUUAAAGAAUUCCACAAAUUAUCAGCAUAAGCCAAGUAGACAGCAUAUAUUCAAUAAAUCUAGUAUUUAUAAACGAAGUGUAAAUAUAACAUGGUAUAGUACUAUUGAUAAAGGCAAACAAUUGUGGAACAACAUGCAGGAAGAAAAACUUGAACUUUUUUUAAUUGUGUUAUUGGUAGUUAUAAUAGGAGAAUUUCUGAGCUGUUCCAUAGAAAAAGUUGCUGAUGAUGCAUGGUUUGACUUUUUGGAUCGCAUUGAUGACCUUGAAAAAUAUGGCAAGCAAAGACUAGGGGGAAACUUUGCUUUUGUAAUUUUUCCCGUGUUAAUAACUCUGUCUGUGCAAUUCACAGAUUGUCUUCUGCCACUGGACAUCAACCAUUUUUUGUUGCAUUUCUAUGCUUUUGGUGGCUUUUUGGGUCUAACCUUUGUAGUAUCUUACUUUUAUCCAGUCCCCCCACCCCAGAAACAUGACUAUAACAGUAAGGUGAUGAAGGGAUUAAGAAUUAUAUGCUGUGACUGCCAAGGUUUAAUGUACACACUUACGCUGCUUAUAAUGGGGAUGAUUUAUGCCUCCUAUCAUAAUUAUCUAUUCUGGCUUAUUCAAGAUUUAGGCGGAUCAGAGUUAAAUAUGGGUAUGUGUGUCAGUAUUGGAGCUUUGGCAGAAAUACCUAUGCUGCUGUUAAGUCAGAAGAUGGUAAAGAAAAUGGGAAAUGCUGGUGUUGUAUCAUUAGCCUUAUUUUUACUCAGUUCUCGUGUUCUCAUUUAUUCGUUUAUCCCAACACCAUGGGCAGUCAUGCCUGCUGAAUUACUGCAUGCUUUCACUCAUACUGCUAUGUGGUUUGCUAUUCUUAGUUAUGAUGACUUUAAUGUGGGUGCUAUGAUAGACAGAAGUAUAAGAUCUGUGUUGUCCUCUGUGUAUUUUGGUGUGGGUUUUUCUGCUGGUUGUUUGAUUUCUGGGCUGGCUUAUGACCUUUUCGGCCAUGCCAUAAUGUUUCAGUGUGCUAGCGUUAUAGCUGGGGUGUGGUUUUUUCUUUUUUCUAUUGUUAGUAGAUGCAUUCCUAAAAAGGAGAGAAUUCGCUAUGUAAAACUUUUGCAUGCAGAAGAUUCUGAUACUGAUUCCAUAGAAGACGAUUGGUUAGAGAUGGCACUAAAAGAAAAUUGAUGUGUAUUAGUUUUUUAUUUGAAGAUGAUCUGGCCUGAGUUCACAAAGUAUUCCCAGACUUAAAGUUAAGAAUUUACUCAAAAUUGUUUGCCUUAUUUUAACUAAAAUAUAGGCCUUUUGUUGUUUUAAUGUAUCCAAUAUAUCAAUAAGAAACUACAUGUAUGUGCAAAGGUUUUUGUUUCUGGAUCAAAGAUAUUUCUCAUAAACAGUGAUUGAACAGUGAUUUGUGAAGUCAGCGCCUGAUCUAACAUCUAACUAUAAUUAUAUAAAGGGGUAUAUAUAUUGAUGCUUCUUGUGCAUGUCUUAAGGUUAUAACUGUAAUGUAUGCAUAAUUAUUUCACAUAUACUUCUACCUGUACACAGUAUUUGUUUAAAGGAUGUAAAACUAGUUAUACCACAUCCAUGCUCAAAAAAUGUUAAUGUGUUCUUAGAUUAUUGUCGUCCUAAUCCAUCAGCCCGUCCUGUUAAAAAACAAAAACAAAUAAAACACAUUUCACUAAUCACAAAAUCAAACCCUAUUACGUUGGACAUUGAUUAAUCAAUCAGCGUUGACAUUUCUAGUGGUUUACCCACUGUUCCGUGCUUCGCAUGCCAAGAACUUGCGGUAACAGACCGUUUCAUUGACUAAUCCCUCACUUUAACCAAAAUGCCAGAAAUAUUACAACUCUUCCAGAUCCUAGUGUAGUAAGUAAAAACAAGUAAAACAAAAUUUUGAACUAUGAAAAAUGAAACGAAAUAAGAUCUGUGUUUAAUCAGAUUGUCAUAAAUUGGACCCAAACAAAACUGAGGAUCGCAGAACUAUUGUUCACGCAUUUGUGGCUAGGGAUCAUUGAAACUGGGUAAUUGUCCUACAUUUCAUAGUGGUUUAGAAAUUUCUUUGUCCAAACUUGUUGAGAUGAUAGUCAAAAUAUACAUGUAUAAUAAACCCUGUUGAAAAUUAGCAUGGUGUAUGAAUCAUGUUAUUGAAACCUUAAGGUUACAGACUUCAAUAUUCUAAUUUUUGAAACUUAUUGGAAUGAUAACCCAUAAUGAAAUUUAGUUAGAGUCUUCAGUCUACUACAUUACACAUUUAUACAGGAUUCCGUAGCUCCAGAGAAAUUUGUAUUAAAACAUUUAACUUUUAUAAACUACCUAGGUGGUUUAGCUGCUGGUGAGCAUAUUCUAGUUUUUGAAACUUGUUGGAAUGUUCAGACAUUUAAGAUGAUAAACCGUAAUGAAAUUUAGAGCCAACAAACUACAUUUCACACUUAUAUGGGAUUUUGUACUUCCAUAGAAAUUUGUAUAAAAAUAUUUAACUUUUAUAAACUGCCUGUGUGGUUUAGCUGCUGGUGAGUGUAAGUUUUUGUGCUGCUGAAUCUCUGGUGUCUUGUAUAAAAGGUGUAAAUUAAGGGGCCUUAAGGAUUUGUAAUCAAAUUACAUAAUAUCCCUUGUAUUUUUUAACUUUGCUCAGGGCUAGGAACAGAAAACACUUAUUAGCCCUAACUAACUUUCCUGAAUACAAAGUUUUUAUUAUUAUAUAUGAUUUAAAAGUGUUGUGACUGGAUGAGCGAUGUAUUUAGUACAUUUUUGUGUACAUUGAAAUUGUGAUAGAACAUUAAGACCUAAUCCUUGGAAGCCAUUCCAUUUUUUUUUUUUUUUAAAUCUUUAUAAAUUAUAUGUUAUUUUUGUUUUUUGUUUUUUUGGGUUGUUUCUUUUUCCUACUUUGUUAUAUUGUUGGUUUAUUGUCUAUUAACAUUUGAUAUAUAAUUAUAUGUGUCUGUUAUAAUUAUAUUAAUACAUAAUAUAUAAUUAUAUGUGUCUGUUAUAAUUAUAUUAAUACAUAAUAUAUAAUUAUAUGUGUCUGUUAUAAUUAUAUUAAUACAUUGUCACCUAUUGUCAAGUAUAUGUAGUAGUACAUGUACAUUGUCUAUAUUUAUAUAUUAAAAAAAUGUAAAUUUAGAGGAAAAACAUAUAUGGUACACUGUCUGUACAAUUUUUCUCUACAUAUAAAACUUCUUGGCGUCUUCAUUAGCCCAGUUGGUGUAGAAAAGUAGGCUGUUAGAUCUCAUUUACAAAAAGUUUUACAACCAGUGUUUGUCAAUAAAUUUACUAGUAAUAGUCAAGAUAGGAAAACAAGAUUUUACAAUCUACCAGUGACUUCACAAGAAAAGUGUAGAACUUUUGAUAUGAUAAUAUUGCUGUUAUUGUGGGUUUCUUCAUUUGUAAAUAUGGUUCUAUUUUUAUGAGCUAGUCAUGCUGCAUGUUUAUCUUAAAACCAAAUUAGAUCCACGAUUAGAUACACUUGGGUUUGAAAUUUUACCACAAAACUAAGCCCUGUACUUAUACAAACAAAUAAUUUGAUUGGACAUUGAGUUUAGAUGGCAAUAAAGUGCAACAUUAAAAAUAAAUAAUCAUGUUAUACAUGGUUUAUUUGACAUAUGUUUCAGGCAUUUUGGAUGACCCUAAUAUCGUAAUAUGAGGUAUGCCUCUGUGUUGCUGUGUCGUUAUAGUGGAAAUUAGAAAUGAGCCCAAUGUUUGCAAUUCGUAAAUCUCUUGGUCUGUAUCCAUUGUUUCAGUCCCUGUCUUUCAUUCCCAUAAAGUAAUGGCGACUAUGGCAGAAAUUGGCACAAACCUUAGCCAAGGUCUAACCGUCUUGUUUUAAGACAGUCAGGGAUAUGCUCGAACAAUUUCAUUUGCAAGGGCACCUCUGAAGCUUAGUCUUAAAGUUUGGUGCAGCGUCAAAUUCGUAUUCCUUCCAUAGUACUUAGAUAUUGGUAUUGUGGUCGAAAAACUUGGUGCAAGUGUAAAAAUUUCCUUUUCGCCCACAGUAUUCUGGGUUGUGCCAUGACAUCAAGGAUUUUCGAACACGCAAAGCUGUUGGGUUGGUCUGCCAACUUGAUCCAACUGAAUGGUGCUGGAAAAUAACUGAUGGGACGUAUCUCACUAGAAAUUAGGCUUGUGAGGCGCUCUUGCAGGUAGAGUCGUCGUCAGAGUCUUGGUUUUAGAAUGCAGGGAAUAUGUGCAAAUAGAAGUAAAUGGAUGACGAAUCUACAGUUGUCUAUAACUUAAUAAUAAAAAAGUUAUUAGGUUUUUAAUCUAACAGUUGUAAUCGUUGUUAAAUUUAUAAUCUUUAUUUCUGUACAUCGCUGAUGAAGUAAGACAGCUUUGCAAGUUAAAGUGGGCGUUCCAGACAAAGGCACCACUUUUUUUACGCAUGAUUUCCAUUUCUGAUCUUUAAGAAUUCCGCAAUGUAAACACCUAUAUCUGCAAAGAUCUCAGCUUCUAAACAUAUCUCUCAACAUAUAUGUUAAGGGUUAAGGAAUACAUUGAUAGAAACGGAUUUUUUGGACCCCCAAAAUGUAGGUAUAUGCAAAACGAUUCUUGCGCUCCAAAUUUUUUUUGUCUCGAUACACCAUAUGGACGCAUUAUGUCUUCGGCCCUGUCCGGCCGUGUUUCAGUUCACACUUUUUGUGGACACUCUAUAGGUAACAUUGUUUUAUCCGUUGUUGAAGAAAUUUUAAGAUAUAAUAUAUGUUUAUUUCACAAAAAUUUUGACAAGCACGAUAAAUGUGAAACUCUUCACAGAAAAGUUAAUUCCAGUCCCUAUACAAAUUACCCAGAUGAAAACAAUAAUGAUGGUUGAUUUAGUUUGAGCACCCAUUUUGACAGAACUGAUGACAGAGCUGUUAAAGUUUGCGGGUAAAAAGGUCAAGGUUAAUUUGUGCAUGCGCAGUAAUCCGUGUUCAGACCGGUUAGCGUUACACUACGAAAAUUUAAAGCGAGCCAGUCCUGGUACCGUUCCGAGACCACCUCACUUCAGUGGCCCAGGUUGGCACCAUACCAGGCGCGGCACGCUUACGUUUGACCCGUUUACACUACAAAAAAGCGAAGCGUGCCGCACCUCAUACCGUGUCUGGUACACUUAAAAUUUGUAAUGUAAACGGAGUUAAUGGUUCAGGUCGAUUCCAACCCAUACCAUUAUGCUUGGAUCUCCCUACGAGUCCCGUUCCUUGACACAUUGGGCAGUAUAACGCUGGUCAGGUCGACGCCAUAUUCCGGUCCUGCCAUCUGCAGUUAAUACGCAGUACCGACUCUCAUCCGUGAACAGAACAGUUCUCCAUUGCCUGUGUCACCAGUUCUGCGGUUGUUGGAAAACUGUAGACUUUCACGUCGAUGGCGAGGGGUGAGGAUCAGUCCAUGGCAACGUCUACGGCAAUGGGUGUUCUCUCUGGUGAGAAGUCGGCGCACUGUAUCGCUACUGAUGGGUCUUCCGUGUGUUCCCACAGUCUGACGUGCUGUUUCAGAUGCAUGUGUGAAGGGAUUCUGCACGUGCUGUCGCACAACAUGGCGGUCUUAUUGUCUUGUGGUAACCCUUGGUCUACCAGUUCGGGGGCAAUCAUCCGGGUUUUUGGUGGCCCGAAAGCGUUGCUGAAGCCUGUAGAUGGUCCGAACAUUGACCUGGAAGAGAUUGGCAACGGCUGGGCAGUGUGGCCAGUGUCGAGUCUUCCAAGCGCCUGGUUCCUCUGAGCAGUUGUGAGUCGUGGCAUGUUGCUGACGAUGUAUUGUGAAAGAUUCAACCAGGUAUGGGGGUAAACUUUAUAGGGCUAGUCCCGAUGAACAGCACGUGUAGCAUGAGUUACAUGAAAAUCAUGGAGAACACAUCACCAUCUCAGACGUCGGGUUGCGUUUUUGAGAACAUUUCCUGGGUUUAAUUCUGUGUUUGGGAAGGAGCUUUAUUGCUGAGGUAAAGUUGGAGAUAUACAAUUAAAACAUUUGGCAAGUUUUAUGCAAUGCGUCUAUUCAGGAUAACAUACCAAUCUGACGUUUCUUUUGCUGCUUAGUAUAUCUUCCAGAUAUGUAGAUGCAGAAUUCGGAUGCAGCCCUGGCUACCCUGGGGAAAUUUAAAAUGGCCACCAUUGGAUAGUAUUCGAUAAAUUCAUGAUCAAUUUUGGGGGACCUAGGUUUAAAGUAGUUUCUAUAAGAAUUUGACCCGUUGAAUCCAAUGAGCAGGUGUAUUCCUAAUUCCGCUAAGGGGCCAAAUUCAAAAUAGGGGCUCAUUUUGGUUGGAGUAUUUGUCAUGCUUUAGUCCUUUGAUGCAGAGACGUUUUUACAUUACCAUUUUCUUCCAGGGACCACUAAACUUAGCUAAUUUGAGAACCAUAAGGCGUUUCGUUUGGUCAUAGCACAUUUUGCUGUUCAGAUAUACAUUCGGCAACCCCGAAACCCAGUAGUUUGACGAAUUACACUAUCACAUUACUAGCAUCGAAAUUUCCCGCGAAAUGUGGCCGCCAUUUUGAAUAUAACUGUCAUAUUGGAAUACCUUUUGGUUGGAACAUAUUUUUAUGUUUAUAUAUGAAUCACGUGAUCCCGAAAAGCCAUAUUUUAAUAUAUUACACACUUAUAUAGAGGACCCCAAUUUGAAUUAGCCGUCACCUUUGGGGUGGACACAAGCGCAUUGGUAUCAGUGGGUUUCUUAUAGAAACCAGUCUCAGACCAAGGCCCUGAGUAUUGGUCUCGCAUUUUACUCAACUAAAUGACCUAAAAAUGCCCAAUGCCGGCCAUCUUGAAUAUUUAAAUUUCUGUAACAUUCGGCAACACAAAACAAUUCAAAAAUGUACAAAUGCAGUUUAUUUUGAAAAAUGUAAAAAUGCAGUUUAUUUUGAAAAAUGGACACCUUCAGGUAAUCACCAAAACAGAUUUAUAAUAAAAUUAUAUCUUUAAUGUUCUUAUUUCUAGAGUUCAUUAAAUAGGUUAUAAUGUUA
Molecule: messenger RNA, 7851 nt
Organism: Patella vulgata (common limpet)
Lineage: Eukaryota; Metazoa; Mollusca; Gastropoda; Patellidae
Product: major facilitator superfamily domain-containing protein 6-like
Exons: 2
Coding region: 125-2110 (661 amino acids)
Cellular component (GO): membrane
Source: RefSeq, a predicted model, not a curated record